UGAGAGGUCAGGAAGAUGUCAACCUGGAUCCAGUCGACCCUUCCGCGAUACCAUCUUUAGCGGAACUGAUAGAGCGAGGAGCAAUAAAACGCAGGAAGGCUAUUUUAGACUUGAAGUGUAGGUUGUUGGAAGUGACGUUGUUCCUCUGCCUCAUACUAUGUUAAGGCUCAUCAUUGUUGAUUCACCUUCAGUAUAUUAAGUUCGUGCAUAUAUUUUUUGAGCUUAUGCUCCUUUUCUACUCAUGAGGUAAGGUGUUCCGGGCGAUCUUCAUUAUAAGUAAAACAACUGGUUAGUUUUCCCUCUAUCUCGUAGCUUGAUCCCUGCUCCAAGCAACAUGUUGAUUUUGAUUCAUCUUCAACACUACUCAGAGUGUCUCCCUCAGUUUCCUUCUCGGACGAUUCGGAGGGUAUCACUGCGAGGGGUGAAUUAGUGACUAUUUAGUGUGAGCUCUAACUCUCUUUGUACUUUUGUUUCACCGGUGGGGAUGGAAACGCAAUGGUGGCGGCGAGAGUGAAGCAGAGGUUGACUUUGCUGAUGUCUGAAUCAAGACGGUUUUCGGAAGCGCGGCGAACAAAACUAGCGUUUGUGCCGCCGACAGGGGUAAGCAGGCGGAGGCGACUGGAAUUGCUGGAUGAAGGAGAGGGUGGCGAUGGCAGUUUACAUGAAGCUGCGGAAGAGAGUCCCUUGGACGAUGAGCCUGAGAUGAAUGGUCGUGAAGAUGUUGAAGACUUUUACAUGUCUACUUCUCCUUCUAGCACCUCAAUCAGCAACGAGG
Amoebophrya sp. A25 is the source of this 775-nucleotide messenger RNA. Lineage: Eukaryota; Dinophyceae; Syndiniales; Amoebophryaceae. The record is from the annotation of a GenBank genome assembly.